GAGGAGGCUGACUGAUCGGCAGAGUAGAGGAGAAAGAGCACGCCUGCGCGGAAUCCCCGGGCGGGCGCGGGCAGUGCCACUGGAGGCCCGGCGGUUUCAGAGCUUCGCCCGGGACGACGAACCGCAGACGACCCGUACGCAAAACUCGGUCGUAGUUAGCCGCGUUGAAGGAUCGUCGGGAAAAAGGGGUCGAAUCACGCGACAACACUGGCCCCCGGUGACGGCUAUCGCGCGCGCCGUCAUUCGGAUUACUCGAGCGUACAAGAAACGGCCGGCCGUUCGGACGCACGUUGGAAAGACGUGUCCACGUCGCGAUAUACAUACGUUCGUAUAAGGUAUACGGUCUAAGAAAGAAUCGGUGCGUAGACGACAGUUGGUCGGGAGACGAUGUGAUCAGUGCGACACCGGUCCGGUGGUGUGUCUCCGUAAUCGGUGCGCGACACAAGAGGGAACGAGGAAAGGACGAGGUGCGAGUAAAUGGUACUAUGCACGAGGUCUGGUAGCAUCGAGCCAAGGAGGAUGAACAGAGUGACGACGGAGGGCUAAGUGUGAGACGGUGCACCGGGCUGGUGUGCUGGUUGUUUUGAGAUGUCAGUGGACCCGUCGGAGACAACCGCGUCGUCGUUCUCCUCGUCGCCGUCGUCGUCGUCGUCGUCCUUCCGCUCAUCUUCGUCAUCAUGAGGAGAUCCUGUUACGUCAACUACUACGUCCUGUGCCUCGUGUGCUGGAUUCUCCUAGGCAUCACCGGGGUGAGCACAAGAUCCCAUUCGUUGGUGAAGAGGUACGACGGGAUUUACAUGGGGCCGUACUUCGAUUCAAACACCCCCACGAAUAUCACGGCUCAGCUGGGAAGUCAUGCUUACUUGCCAUGCAAAGUGCGACAGCUUGGUAAUAAAUCGGUGUCGUGGGUCAGAAGAAGGGACUCGCAUAUCCUCUCGGUAGAUAGAACCAUGUUCAUCCCGGACGAAAGGUUCCAGGCGCUUUUCGUGGACGCGUCGGACACCUGGACCCUGCAGGUGAAGUACGUCCAGGCACGCGACGAAGGCGAGUACGAGUGCCAAAUCUCCACCGAUCCGAAGAAAAGUCACAUCAUCAAGCUCAACAUCGUCGUGCCAAAGAUCGAGAUCAUAGGCGAUCGCGACAUGUACGUGAAGACCGGAAGCACAGUGGCCAUACGAUGCGUGAUCAAGCAGUCCCUCGAAGGUCCCUUCUACGUUUUCUGGUAUCACGAGGGCGACCGUGUUCUGGAUUAUCAGUUGAACAAGAUCGACAUCCAAACUGAGAAAAUAGAUCAUGACACGGUCAGCAGUCUCGUGAUCCACAAAGCGAGGCGAGAGGACUCGGGCAAUUACACCUGCAGCCCAAGCAGUUUGGACAGCGCGAGUGUGCAACUUCACGUGUUGAAUGGCGAACAUCCAGCCGCGAUUCAAAGAGGGAUCAGCUCGGCACCGGGUGGCUGCCCGACGCUCUGGUGGCUGGCUGGCGUCGUGACGCUGUAUUCCAGUCACGGCAGUCGGCUGUUCGUCCUCGCCCUUCUGAUCCUCAUGGUCCUCUAUUCGAAGAAUCCAUCUUACUUCGCGCCGGAGCGAUAAUCAGAAAUCCAGGAGGAAGGCGAUCGAUUAUCUCCUGCUACGAGACCCGGGAAACGCAUCGAGGAACGGUGUCGAGAGAAAAAAAGAAGACGUCUCCGGGAAGACUCGGUGGCACGAUGAAAGAGGCGAAAGGAAGAAUGACGAUCGCAGAAACGCGAGAAGAGAACGCGGCGAGGAAUGAAGAUGGACGCGAUCUUUCUUUGACCAGCGAUUAUCGUUUUAACUUGUUCGGUUAGAUCGAGAACGAUGAAAUUCUCGAAUUUUAUUAGAGACCAUUUUCUAAAUUCUCGAUCUCUCGUUUUAACGGAUACGGACAGGUGAUCGUUCGUCGAGGAAACCGGUGUUUCGAAAGAGGGAUCUUCACAACGAAACGUCGGGUCUGUCUUUUCGGAUGACUCGAUCGAUUUUCCUUCGCGCAGAGAGAAGAUUCGAAUGGGCGAGACAGUGUGAUCCGGCCGUUAGUGAUUAGGGGUUAAUUAAUCGCGAGAGUUCUCGUUAAAUCGGCGAGUGUACUUCGAUAGGAUCGCGAACCGGUCACGGGACCGAAACGGACACGAAGCUUGCGGAUACUUUUUCCUCCUCGCGAACAGUCGACGCGAUGACGGAUUUUUUAUAGCAGCUAUUAUACGAUCUUCCAAGAAACUCGAGCAUAGCGCCUUUUAUAUCCUUCUCAUUCGGGUCAAUCGUUCUGAACAAUCGUUAAACGUCACCGCGACAGGUAAUCAUUGUACAUACACGUGUCUGAUGAUGGCGUCGGUAAACGGACACGGUGUCUCGCAUCGGGGAUACCAGUGUAAUCGCGAGCUAACCUUUCUUAUUCACUUUUUAUCAUCGUCAAAGGUGUUUCGCGAUCUUCGUGUCUUUCGAGAGGAAGCCAAACCAGUUACCAAGUCUUCGUGAUCGAUCGCGAGAUUCCGUCGAGGACGUCGAGAGGGUUUCGUGGUUUCUUUUCCGUCGAGAUUAAUCCCUUGUCUUACAACCUGCAAUUACAUUCACUGUAAUAUACAGAAACCUGCGUUUACACGAGUCAAAUUUACAAAUUCAACGAUUUGUUAACUCAAUCAAUUCUUAAAUUAACUUAAAACAUUCUUCAACUUGUAAACUUGGAGAUAUUUAAUUUUAAAGCUUAAACAUUGCGUAAGAAGACCUACAUGUUGACCACUGUAGUGCAAACUUGGUGGUUUUAUGUAAUUUAUAUUACAAGCAAAUAUGAUGUAAUGAUUUUUGUUAUACUUGUCCACGAGGCAAGGGCUUAACUCGACGUCCUGCAAUUUCGGAAGAAAAGGAGAGUCAGGGUACGCUUUAGGGGUUGUUUAACGAAAAGUAAAACGCGCGACACGAUCGCAAAAUGCCGACAGAACUUCGUCCGCGCCGCUUGAUAGAAUUGAAACUUGUUCGAUGAGAUUCUUGGAAGCGAUGCGAUUAAUUAUAUUCGAAUAGGAAAACGAUUUAGCGAAACGUGUCUGUACUCGACCGUCUACCGUGUACACUCGGGAUCGUCCCGAGAGAGCGACGCAUCUCGACGAUCGUCUAACGAUCGACGAUCUGUCGAAAUGGUCCCAAAUCGCAUGAGGUACGAAACUGUCCUUUCAAUUUUUCCUUCCUUUUAUCGAAACGUUGACACGUUUUGAGACUGUGAAUUUGUUAAACGAUGACGAGAGAGAAGUGGGUCGAAAAGUAUUGCAGAUUUUUUUGAGAGGAAUUUUUUAAAUUAGUGACAGAUAUAGAAAUAUUCGAAUGUGUUCAUUUAAGUUCUAAGGGAGCAGUGACUUUAUAUUUAACACGUUAACACGAUUAAGCAUCUGUAGGUUUGGUGACAUGGGAAUUCGAAAUUUGAGAAUUUGAGGGUUUGAAAAUUCGGGGAAUUAGGAAAAUUUGGAAAUUCAGGAAUGUAAGUAUUUAGACUUGCAAUCUAGGAAUUUAGAUAUUCGAGAAUUUGGAAAUUAGAAAGUUAGAAGAUUUUGAAACGUGAAGGCCAAUAUAGACUCUAAGGUGGUAGAUUGAUUUUAAUCAUUACGUUAAUGCAUGGUAGUUAACGUGUUAAAAAGUUUCUCAAUGUGCAAUUCAUAUCAAAUCACGUGGUUCAUAUCAGUGUUUCUUACAGUUCCUGAAUAUUUCCGUAUUUGAACCAAAUCUCGACGAGAUGACUGACAAGAUCGACUCUAAUCAUCGAAUCAUUGAUUUCUAAGAUCACUGCCUAUAUUAUUGAAUGUCCCAUAAACGCGUCUAACGUGUUUUCUUCUACGAUUUUAUAUUACUAUUUUCUUCUUAUAUUCUUUUUAGAAGAAGAAUAAAAUAAAAAGCCUAAACGUACCGAAUGCCUCGCGACGAUCCACGGUGACAAAUUUUGGUACUUGAAGCGCAUUGAGUAUGAACACGAGCCAAUAAAAUAUGUUAUAUGACCGUUCAUGCGUGUCAAGGUUCAUUACGGGAUGGGUCGAAUCAUUAACGAAUAAACGCUUCUUCGAUGCAAAAUUUAUAUUAAACACCUUCAGUGCCAGAACUCGUUUAAAAUUUCCAAAUUGUGCAUUUCUUGUUCUACAUAAUAUAAUUUAAUAUCUUGUACCGCGUUCCAGUUUGAAUGCGAGCUUCAGCCAUUUUGAAGGCACAGAAAAUGGAACCGUCGCGUGCGUGACCGUGACCUUUUUCAAAGAAUAAAAAUGUUACAAGAUGCUGGUAACGAAGGUGAUAAAAAUACUCGCAAUGAAAAGUUUAAACGAUGCACAUAUAUUUUUAACCCUUUAAAUACCGCGUGCCACUAUAGCGGUUUGAACAAUUUUUUAAAACUACACUACAGUGGCUUUUCACUUUACCUUGCACGACCAUCUGCCCAAUAGUAAUUUCCACUAUUGUUUCCGCCAUUUAUCUGCCGAAUGCCAUUAAUUGCAACAAUGAAACAACAAACAUCAAUUAUGUAGGUAUCAAUAAAGGUAAAGUAAUACGUCCAGCUGUACUGUAAUCAAAGGGUUAAUUAUGUCCUCUAAUUCUCGCUAAACAAGCAUCGAUUUACAUAUAUCGAUUCGUGAUACUCGUUCAGGUGGACCCAGACCGUUUUGUCAUCGUGCAUGUUCGGCUGUAUAAACAGGACAGCUUUUUCGGGUCGCCCAGGGGCGUCCCGUGAAAUUUGCUUUCUUCUCGCAACGCACUAGGAGAUACUGUUUUUUAUAUUAUAUAAAAAUAUAUAAAUAUAUAUAUAUAGAGAAACGAACAGAUAAAAACCAAAGUAUAUAUAUAUGUAUAUGUGUGUGUACGCGCGCGAAAUACGUUGCACAACGGUGUUAAAAAAUAUUGAACAAGUUUCAGCUCGACUCGAAACAGCGGCGUAACAAAUUAUCACGGGAGAACGAGAAGCUACAACCGGGGUCAACAGUUGAAGAGCGAACGAACUUUCACGGGACACACAGCAGGAUAUAAUCGCGACCGAGAACUGUGAAUAACCGUGAAAAGAAAAAUAAAAAGAAGUGACAGAGAAAGGAGACUCGAAGAGGAACGAAGAAGAGGAAGGAGACGGCGUUGAAACAAGACGAACGAUAACGUUAGAAUAUCUACGAUUCAUGUGAUUGUAAAUACAUAGUAUAUAAAUGACGUAACGUUAAUUAACGAUAUGCCGUACGUGUUACAACUAAAGAAACAACCCUAAAAAUUAAACAGAUAAAUAAAUAAAUGAAUAACGUUACUGUGUAAUUUUACGGAUCGUAAACGCAUUCGAAUGGGUCUGGCCGCCCGUGCUAACCGGCUCGAGAUUGUGUUUCAAAUCGACGAUGCGAAUCGUUAAGGUUAUGGGUCUGUCAAUGAUUCAGAUUUCCAGCGACAACCGUUUCUUUUUGCGGGGAGAGUAGGGCUUUACGCGAUUCUGAAGUUUCGAGAUCUUAGAAUAAAAAUAUUUUGCAAUCAUGUGCACGUCUACGAAUUUACAGGCUUACGAAGCUUUUAAUUUAGUAAUCAGAUAUUCUCAAAUUUGCAAACUUUUAAAUUAGCUACUUAGAGACUGUAAAUUCAGAAAUGUAAAAAUUAGAAAUUUAUGGAUUCGGCAAUUCGUGAUGACAAUUUAAAAAUAUGGAAACUACAGUGACCUCGAUCAAUGUUCUCCAAACUUUUUAUCUCGGAACAUAGGACUCGUAGGGCUUUAAAGAGAAAUACUUCCACGUGAAAAAUGUUAUUAGAGCAUCCACGACGAUUUCUAAAAGCGAAUCAUCGCGGGAGAGACCGCUGCGAAGAAGAGUAAGGCAAAAAGAAUUGGGCAGUAAGCAGAAAUAGAAGGUAAGGCUGCAAAAUAAGUAGAGGAACAGUGGGUAGCACCGAGGCGUACGCUUUUUCUGGCACGCCGGUGCGUCGAGACAACAAAAAGGAGCGUAGCUGUGGUGCAGCGCGUUCCUGGAUAGCACGGGCCGGCCAUACGCGACUAGAUGUAACACUAAUUAACGCCUAGCGUAAGAACUAACGGAUAUAAAUGAAGGAUACAUUGUCUGACAUAAUAACCAGGUGUGAACGCGUAACCGACUCGUAUACGUGUGCGAUGCGUGGGAAACGGAUGAAAGCGAAAGCGAGAGAGUGUGUAUUAUAAUAUACGCGAGCCAAGGAAGAACGAGAGCGAGCGUGAAAGACGAGUAAACGAGAGGAAACGUAGCAGAGAUGAAAAAAAAAACGAAGAAAGAAAAGGGUUGUUCGUUGGACUGACGCGCUAAGGCGUUGGUCGAAUGACGCACUUUAAGAUAAAAAGGGGCGACCGGGGACAAUUCUUCUUGUACCGUUUCUUCUUCCCCUUUCUUCUUCCCGCGCCUCGCGAGGCCACUCGUGACGAAAGAUAAAGAGAAAGGGCGAAAGAUAGGGCUCACCUCGAGGCCACAAUUAAAGCUCUCGCCCCGUCUCCUCUCCCGCAACCCUUUAUUCUCGCGACAACCGGGACCUCCCCUUGCGAGGUGGAAGAAGGAAGUUGUAAUUUCCCGCGCUUGUCCUCGUCGCCCCUUUAUUAUAACGGAGAUAACAAAGGGAAGAGCAAAGACGAAGAUGACGAUGAAGGGUGAUGAUGAUUAUAACGAUGGCGCGAUGAUGAUGAUGACGGUGAAUUAAAUAAAAAAAUGAAAAAACGUCGUCUAAGGUAUACUAACGUCGUAGACAGCAUUGAAUUUUUGUACCAUUGUCUAUAGUAGCUCUUAAGUGUCGCGAAGUUUUCUGUUCUUAAGACGGCCGCCUGUGCAGGCUUGAGUACGUACUUAUGUAUUCUCGGUUUUGUCGAUGGCUCGCGGGGCGGAUGUUGAACUUUAUUAACAUUGAAUGGGGUUUUAAUUGGACCGGGGAUGGUUACUCGAGACGUACAAAUAAUUAUGCAGCGUUUUGUGUUUCUGUGUUUGUGGGGUACUAAGUAGGACAGAUUAAACAUCCUUACAGGGUAGUCGGUAAUUUCAAAAAAUCAUCGAUGUUUCGCCAAGUUUCCACUCUCUACCCUAGCAAGCUUAUAAUUCAGUUUCGUUACUAUAAAUUUUAGGGUAGUAUACGCGUCAAAUCCGCCCCAGCGACGAGCACGUGCCCGUUCCCGAGAGUCGCGGUACGCGAAUAUCGAAAGAUCCUUUUUCGUGUGAUGAUUGACCGUCCUGACAGUUCGUCGAUGUGCUCUUACGCGUAGAUAUUCGAGCUAGUUUAUUCGAUAGUAGGUAAUACGAGUGACAGUGGACGUGAUUACGAUUCCGUCGAAAUCAACGAAACGGGAAUCAGUUUCGCUGCGAACCUAUCGAUCCGAUUAUCCGUAGGAAUGUUCUCGUGAUCGACGGAGGAAACUGGAUCACCGGCUAAACGAUUUCGUCGAAGCAAAAUCGUAUACUACUGCGGCGAGAACUUAUUACCCGCGAAAUAGUGGAUGGUUAUUAUUAACUUCAUGGGAAACGUGUACGUAUGAUUAUUGUGACUUUUAACCCUCUACCGCUUAUCAUUCAUCGAUAGUCGUGACAGAUUUUGCAUUUCUUUAGUUUUUACAUCCCUUACGUGUGUAGGUAGCUUUUCAAACUGUGUGCUCUGUAGAAGAUUGUCAAUCUUUUUAUUUUGAGGUUGUCUGUUUCUUUGACUGUGUAUAUUACAGUACAUUAAAACUAACAAGCAAUACAUUUUUUAUUAAUUGGCGAAUUUUGUUAUCUCAUUGUACGGAAAAUACAUUUUCUUUCAAUGAACAAUAAACAGUAUUUUUUAUUUAAAAAAUAAUGCAUUCGUAAGAUUGUGCGAAAACAGAUAUUGGCUGUAGAGGGUUAGAAAUAAAGGGUAUACAGUCGUCGAUCGAAACCCUCGGGACGGAGAAGAUUUCACCAAUCCCUCGUUAUCGGCGAUAUAUUAAUAAAUGAUUCGUCGUUCCUUCCUUAAUUAUGUAUGUACCACGAACAAAUAGAAUCUCUCGGGACACUUGAAAUUUAAUUAGCAUCAACUGCGUUUCGUUCGUGCGAAGGUACAAAACGAAGACAGUUGAAAUCGACUCGAUAAAAUUCAUACGCGUAGCUAAGAAAGGCUAGGAGGGCAAAAUUUAUCUGAAUUAUUUUCUUCGUUUACUUGUGCGUACAAAAUAUUAGUUGAUAGAAUUGCAGUUUGAUUCUUUUCCUCUUGGGGAAGGGGAGGCAAAAUCGAAUUUUGUUUAUGUAGAGUAUAGCAGGAGACAUUCUUCCUUUAGAAGGCAAGCAACCCUUCUUAACAUCCUAGCUAUGUCCAUGACAAAGUCACUUCGAUUCACUAAGCAAGUUUAAAGAUCAGGUGUCUCGAUACAAAGAAGAAUCGAUGUAUCACGAACGCGUUCAGUUUUUCCGGAACCUCUAACCAUUACGUUUGCAACGCGCGACCGAUCACACGUAGCAAAAUGGGUCUAAUUAAAUCGUUAAACGCGUGCCGUUUGCCAGUUCGAACGUUCGACGAAGCUGACGUCUAAUUAAUCAAUACGCAACGUACAAUCGACGUAAAAAUGAAACAAAGGACGAUUAAGAGGGAAUUGGGAAGACGAGAAUCGGAGAUGGCAGAUGAGAGCGUUUGUCGAGCGCCCGAAUGAGCGAACAUCGAUGGAAAUUUCACAGAGAUAAAAAUUAACAGAUAAAUACGCAAAAAUAAAAAAAAGAUGAAAAAGAAGUCCCUCGAAGCAAGCCUCGUCUCGCAGAUUCCCAGCUGUACACCUUGAAACGCUUUAGGGUAAAUCGGAAUAGACUUUAAAAACGAAUCCGCGAGAUGAUGCC
Megachile rotundata (alfalfa leafcutting bee) is the source of this 8791-nucleotide messenger RNA. RefSeq names its product neurotrimin. Gene Ontology annotation, cellular component: neuron projection membrane. Lineage: Eukaryota; Metazoa; Arthropoda; Insecta; Hymenoptera; Megachilidae. The record is from RefSeq and is a predicted model, not a curated record. Gene Ontology annotation, biological process: synapse organization.